AUGAAAGGCAGGUACUAUAGGCAUACCAACCCAUUGGAGAUAAGCAGUUCGAAUAGCCCGUCGUAUGGUUGGAAAAGCAUGCUGGUGGCUAAGGACCUACUUAAGAAGGGGCUGAGACAUACGAUUGGAUCAGGUUACAACACACGGGUGUGGUUUGAUCAAUGGAUCCCGACACAAACACCUAGAUUGGUCAAAGAUAAUGGAACAUGGAGAGAUCCUAAGCUGUACGUGAAUCAUCUAAUCGAUCACAGUACCGGCGAAUGGAGGAUGGAUCUGAUACAGAACAUAUGUGAUCCCGGUGAGAUUUCUCUUAUACAGAGCAUUCGACCUAGCCGGAGUAUUAAGGCUGAUGGUUUCUGCUGGACCCAUACAAAGUCCGGUCUAUACACAGUCAAGUCUGGGUAUGAACUAGCGACUCUGGAAAAGAGCGAAAGGUGCGUUGCGGUAUGCAGCCGACUGGCUGAACGACACUGCAGAAACGAACGGGCGUGCCCUAGGUGCGGAGGAGAUGAGGAAACUAUAAACCAUCUUCUCUUAGAAUGCCCUCCGGCGGUGCAGACAUGGGCGCUGUCCGAUAUCCCAUCAAUUCCGGGACAAUUCCCGAGUAAGUCACUCCUGGAGAACUUUGAUUUCCUUUUGUUUCGAGCCACUGCAAAGGGCGUCUCAACGCAAAGGCUUAUCAAGUUCCCGUGGAUUGCAUGGUAUUUAUGGAAAUCAAGGAAUGAUAAGCUGUUCAAUGGAGUGGAGAUCUCUCCUUUGGAUUCUCUACUAAAGGCCAGCCAAGAAAGUGACGAGUGGUGCGUUGCGCAAGAGGUUGUAUCGGCAGGAAAGGCUCGAGAGAGCACAGCAACGGUAAAUCGUGAGGAGAUGAUGGAGUCGCACAAACCGAGAUGUCAAGUGGAUCCAUCUUCGGCGACCAACCAAGCUACUUUCGGCGGGGGUUUUGUUCUAGAUCAAGAAGACGGGAACUCAAUCUCGGGUUCCUUUGGGAGAAAUCAAGUCCUCUCUCCCAUUCACGCGGAGUUCCAAUCCCUGUUAUGGGCAAUGGGUAAUUCUCUCCGAUUGGGGCAAGAAUCUAUGCAUUUCGAAUCGGACUGCCUGCAAAUGGUUAAGCUGAUCGAAGAAGAAGAAUAUUGGCCAUCUUUGGCUUCAGAAUUAGAUGAAUUCUUUCAUCUCCGUUCUUUGUUUACUUUAUUUUUCCUUUCCUUUAUUCAUCGCGAGUUCAAUUCUCGUGCGUAUUUCCAUUCUAAGGAUGCUCGUAUGAAAAACUCUGAAUUUUUCCAUGUAAACAUUUUUGUUCAUCCGGGCUUAGCUCAGGUUAACCCUCCCGGACCAGUUUAA
This is a messenger RNA of Brassica oleracea var. oleracea, 1341 nucleotides long. RefSeq lists its product as uncharacterized. The coding region runs from base 1 to 1341 and encodes 446 amino acids. NCBI's taxonomy places the organism in Eukaryota, Viridiplantae, Streptophyta, Magnoliopsida, Brassicales, Brassicaceae. The record is from RefSeq and is a predicted model, not a curated record. The transcript is spliced from 2 exons. Gene Ontology annotation, molecular function: nucleic acid binding; RNA-DNA hybrid ribonuclease activity.